This is a messenger RNA of Cynoglossus semilaevis (tongue sole), 3345 nucleotides long. It is a transcript of the gene baiap2l1b, whose product is annotated as BAR/IMD domain containing adaptor protein 2 like 1b. The record is from RefSeq and is a predicted model, not a curated record. Gene Ontology annotation, biological process: actin filament bundle assembly; plasma membrane organization; positive regulation of actin filament polymerization. Gene Ontology annotation, cellular component: cytosol; nucleoplasm. NCBI's taxonomy places the organism in Eukaryota, Metazoa, Chordata, Actinopteri, Pleuronectiformes, Cynoglossidae. Bases 379 to 1830 code for a protein of 483 amino acids. The transcript has 12 exons. Gene Ontology annotation, molecular function: protein binding.
GUUUACUGUAAGUCUGGCAGCUGUGUCCACCUUUCUUUCGUUUACCUCCAUAGACCUCCUCUUUCCCCACCUCCUCCAACUCCUCCACCUCCCACUGGUGAACUCACCAUCAGGUUUGACAGCUCAGCUUUUUUCACGGCUCACACACAGAGAACAGCAGCGGCAGCGAACGCUCAACACUGGACCCUACUUUUAUUUUGUUUCCUCUUUCGGUUUUGUUGUUUUACUUUGCGUUCUAGCGUCUCCUGUUGGCUAUGACGGAUCCCAUGUGUCCGUAGGCUUUUGGUCACUACGGUGGUUAUACAUACAUUUUUUUCUGUAUUUUUCAGUUGUUUUUUUUAAAAAUAUCUUUGGUCGGUAGUGGAUUUACAGGGAACCAUGUCGAGGAGCGCGGAGGAGGUGAACAAGCUGACAGAAAGUACUUACAAGAAUGUGAUGGAACAGUUCAACCCAGGACUGAGGAAUCUGAUCAAUCUGGGCAAGAACUAUGAGAAGUCUGUGGCAGCAAUGUCCAUGGCAGGGAAAUUGUAUUUUGAUGCAAUGGCUAAGAUUGGGGAGAAUGCUGCCAUAUCUCCCGUCUCCAGAGAAUUAGGUGUGGUGCUGAUGGAUAUCUCCGAGGUCCACAGGAAGGUUCAUUUAGAAAUGGAAGAAAAUUUUAAAAGGUUCCACAGGGAGAUAAUAUCUGAGCUGGAGAGGAAGACUGACAUGGAUGUCAAAUACAUGACAGCCACAUUCAAAAGGUAUCAAAUGGAGCACAAGAUGAAGCAGGAAUCUCUGGAGAAGUCCCAGUCAGACCUGAAGAAGCUGAGGAGGAAGAGUCAGGGCAAGAACGCCAACAAGUACGAGAACAGGGAAAGUGAGUGCCUGGAAACAUUGACGAAUCGUCAGAUGGACAUAAAUUUGUUCAUCGCAGACGGCUGCAAAGAGGCUCUGCUGGAGGAGAAGAGACGCUUCUGUUUCCUGGUGGACAAACACUGUAUGUUCUCCUACCAGUUCGCCUCCUUCCACGAUAAGGCCAGAGACAUACUGUCUGAGAAGCUGAGCAGCUGGCAGGACCAGUGCAACGAUGCCACCAACAUGCCUGAGACCAUCCUGUCCAUGAUCGAGGGAUUGCGGGCACCAGUCACCAUCACACCUCUGCCCUCUCCCACACCAUCACAACGCAGCUUGAACAUAAGUGCUCCAGUGGCUCCACCUGUCAAACCUCAGACCAGCCCUCUGGCCAACAUGUUCAACCAUGAGAACAGAACUACGAUUGUAAACACCACUGCCAACAGAAGCACAGAUAAUACAAUCAGUGAGGAAAGUGGUCUCGGCCGGUCAGUGUCAGUGGCGACUGGCCUCAACAACAUAUCCUCAAAAAGGCCACGUGUUCGAACCAUCUUCCCUCACACUGCCGGCAACAACAACACCCUCCUCAGCUUUGACGAGGGCGACAUCAUCAUCCUGCUCAUUCCUGAGGAGAAAGACGGGUGGAUGUACGGUGAACUGGAGAAGAGCGGAAAGAGGGGCUGGUUCCCUUCAUCUUACUGCCUCGCACUCACCGAGCCACUCAUGAAUAACAACAGUGUGUCCGCCGCACCCUACCGCAGCAGAAGUGUGGUCAACCUGCACCAUCAGGACACGGAGACAGACGAGGCCACCAUGGUGCUCCCCCCGGCCGACUACUGCGACCCCAUGCGGCGUGGCAGCACCACCAACAAGAACAGCACCUUAACCAGCAGCACAGUCACCACAAAUAACCACCACCACCACUCUCCCACACCCUCUGCAGCCUCCUCCUCUUCAUCCGACCACAACACAGUGAGUCAUCUUGUAAAAACCUUGUAGUUGAGAACUUGAAUCAUGUCUGAACAAAUGUUCUCACUGUUGACUGCUGGUUAGUUUCACCGUGCCCAGACCCAGUCUAGGUUGAGGUAAUGUCUCACCAGAUACCAUCUGUAUCCUGACCACUGCACCCUCAGCUGUGAAGCCUUAUCUAAUCACUGUUGGCUGUACAUGUGGGCUCACAGUAACUUGUCACAUGCAGGUGUGUGUGUUGUCACAUGAGACAUUUUUAUGUCUGCACUGGAAAGCAGACCUCACUUUCAUGUCCAUAAAAUGGACCUAUUGCAUGUUCAAUUUUUUUUUUAUUUUAAAUUUAAAAUUGAGUGUGACAAACAUCACGUAGUUACGUUGCUUCACUUUGUUCCAAAUAACUCUUUUUUAGGAACUAAAUUUGGGAAUUUUAGCAUUGCAUUCAGACAGUCUUUAAGAACUCUAGAUAAAGUGGACAAAUAAAGGAUAGAAUCUGAGUUGGAGGAUUGGAGGGGAAUCUAAUGUUUCAUAUCUAAGAGAGUCCUUUGAGAUAGUGUUAAAAUAGUCAGAAUAAAGCACAAGUUGAGGAAAGUAAUAAAUUAUCCACCAGCUGUUAAUCAAAGACUUGUCAAAAAUAGUGUCAAUGGGAGAGUUGUAGCAUCAGAUGAAAAAUACAUCAAUAGCUUCAUGGAACCCAGAGUGAAACACAGAGGAAGCUGUGUAACAUUUAGGCCCUGCUUUAAUGCCUGUGCAGAAAAAAAGGACUAGAAAAAUACAGCUCCAGGUGGAAUGUUUUAAAUUAUAUAAGAUUAGCCUGCGGUGGACAGAUCAGCUUUACUGUCCAACUACAGUAGUACUUGUUGAUGAGGCCAUUGACUCACAUCAGAGCUGAAAGCCCUAAGAUGUUUGGAGAAAAAGGCUGGGAAUAGAAAGCACAUGGAGGAGGAAGAGUUGGCAACAAAACAACCAGUGCAACAUGUUGUGGUAGAGGAGGAAAGCCAAAGAAUGCUUCCUCCUCCAAGACUGGCUGGACUGUGAGCACAAGCUGCACCAGAUCUCUCAAACAAGGCUUUAAUUAGUAUUAAAAUAAAAAAGCACAAGCAGUUAACUGAUGUUACAGUAGUUAUAACCAGUGAAAGACGACACCAAAUAUUUUGAAUCAAUACUAUAUCGAUGACUUUUGUUGAUACCGAUACUUAGUGUAAUAUUUUUUACCUCAGUAAUACACAUGUCAAAUACUGUCCAUUUAUUAACUUUAAUAUGUAUUUUCAUAACAAAUAACAUUACUUUAUUUUGACGCAAUGUAGCCUAAAUAGUUUAAUUACUACCAUUGGAGAAAAUCAUAAUAUUUUUCAUAUCAUUUGAUCAACUUCAGUCCUGAACAUAAAGGUUCAAAUUCUGAUAUCAAUCAAAAAUCUAGUGUGGUGAGUGACUCAGUUAAUAAUUGUGUAAGGGUUUACUGUUACCAAAUAUUGCAAUAUUUUAUUUCACAAUUCCGUAACUAUUUUUGUAUUAACAAUUAACAGGCAAACUUUUUUGGUACGUCAA